Molecule: messenger RNA, 848 nt
Organism: Phodopus roborovskii (desert hamster)
Lineage: Eukaryota; Metazoa; Chordata; Mammalia; Rodentia; Cricetidae
Gene: Med9
Product: mediator complex subunit 9
Exons: 2
Coding region: 48-476 (142 amino acids)
Biological process (GO): regulation of transcription by RNA polymerase II
Cellular component (GO): mediator complex
Molecular function (GO): transcription coregulator activity
Source: RefSeq, a predicted model, not a curated record
GACGUGAGCAUCCCGCGACUCUCAUCAGUUACCGCACGCCUGGUACCAUGGCUUCCUCCGGGGUUGCGGGUGGGAGACAGGCCGAAGACACACUGCAGCCACCGCCCGAGCUGCUGCCGGAGUCCAAGCCGCCGCCGCCGCCUCAGCCUCUACCGGUCGCCGCGCUCCCGCCGCCGGCGGCUCCGCGCCCUCAGUCCCCCGCAGGCGUGAAGGAGGAGAAUUACUCCUUUUUGCCGUUGGUUCACAAUGUCAUCAAAUGCAUGGACAAGGACAGCCCAGAUCUCCACCAGGACCUGAAUGCUCUCAAAACAAAGUUCCAGGAGAUGAGGAAGCUCAUAGGCACCAUGCCCGGCAUACAUGUGAGCCCUGAGCAGCAACAGCAGCAGCUUCACAGCCUCCGGGAGCAAGUCAGGACCAAGAAUGAGCUUCUACAGAAGUACAAGAGCCUCUGCAUGUUUGAGAUCCCCAAGGAGUAGGGCCAGCUCCCAGGACAACUGUCAAAGGACUCAGAGCUUCACACCUGUGGUGUCCAGCUCUUUUGGGAGCCCAGCUCUAAACUGGGGGCCACAUGUGGCUGGUGUGGGGCCUCCGUGUCUGUACUCAGCCUUGACUAGCUGUGCCCUGGCCCCAUCAGCAGAUCUAGAGGGCACAGAAGGAGAGGAGAUGGCUGUUCCCUUCUUUCCCUCAUGGCCCCUCCCACUCCCCAUAUCAUCAGAGUAUAUCUGGUACAUACUGUUCCCAUUAACAGCAGUUUCAUGAAGCAUUUGCAUAGAAUUCAUGGGAUAAAUUAGGCCUGCACUCAGAUGGCAUGGAUUUAAUAUAAUUAAAGAAGGCUGGGAGAGUGUGAA